AACACUGUGCCAAAAAAUAAUUGAGUGAUAGAAAAGUAUUAUUUUAAAAGGUCCACUUUGAAAGGGCUUAUCAGAAUCUCUGCAUUGAACAAGGGCAUAUGGACAGUCUUUAUUCAACAGACACUUCCUAAACUGUUCUAAAAUUUGUCUGCAAAUGGGAAAAGUCAAGAUACUAAUUUGGGUGAGAGGAAAAGAUUCCUCUUAGGUGUAGAUGAAUGAAUCAUGCAGUGAGAUUCCAGGCUAACUGUAGUUUCUUGAAUCUUAUUUGUUAAUCUGACUCACAGCUGAAAAGUAACCUGAUGAAUAACAGACUGAUCUUUAAUUAGAGAGAAAUGUUUUUAGGAGUCAGUUUUUUCAUUGCCUAAAAUGUUAAGUUGAAAUUUAAUGAAAUAAAAGUAAACAAACUGCAGAGUGACUGCAGAAUAAAGCUGUAUUAAAAUUCCAGCUGUUCUGUUGAAAUCCUUAUAAUGUUUGCAGUAAUGAUCUCUGUCCUUCAGUCCUGAUUUUUCACUCUUACUCUAAGUAAAUACUAUUUAUGAAUGCCAACUGUGUUAGAGCUUGGGAGCACAGGAUUUAAUAAGUGAACUAGAUGUACCUCUGCAAUUAAAUAACUGGAUAUUCUGGAGCCAGCUAGAUUCCCUGACAUUUUAGGCUGCCAAAGAGCAGAACCUGAUUUGAAUGUAGAUUGAGUCCAUACGUUAUAUAAAUAAGAAUGUAAGACAUUUAUCAACUGUUACGUGUCUCAGAGAGUUUCUACAGAAAGUCAACCCUUGAAAAUAAAUCUUUUCCUUUUAUUUUGGAUGUUUAAAAUUUUACAGGUGAAAAAAAUUCUUUGAAAUAUAAUUUCAGGCCGGGCACGGUAGCUCACGCCAGUAAUCCCAGCACUUUGGGAGGCCGAGGCGGGUGGAUCACUUGAGGUCACGUGUUUGAGACCACCCUGACCAAUGUUGCGAAACUCCAUCUCCACUAAAAAAAAAAUAGAAAAUUAGCUGGGCGUGGUGGUAUGCACCUGUAAUCCUAGCUACUCUGGAGGUUGAGGCAGAAGAAUCGCUUGAACCUGGGAGGCAGAGGUUGCAGUGAGCCGAGAUCACGCCACUGCACUCCAGCCUGGGCAACAAGAGCGAAACUCCAUCUCAAAAAAAAAAAAAAAAAGAAAUAUAAUUUCAUGUGGAACUAUGUGUUGGUGCCUGUAUUCAAAUAUGUGAAGAAAUGGCCUUUUCUUCUAAUGCAGCGAGUUUGCUACUUUGUACCAAAUAAUUUUUUUGCUUGGCUUUGAGAUAACUUUAUGAUUUUAUUUUGAAACUACAAGCAAUAAAUUUUAGUAGGGGAAAUGUGUACAUUCUUAUUAAACAACUUUUUACUGGUUUUAUGUAACUAUUCUAGUUAUUAGAACUGAAAUUCCAAGGGCUUAGGGAUAGGUUGGAAAAUAAGUUUCAUUUUAUGCUAGUUUAUUUUAGGAAGCUACUAGGCAAAUAGCCACUUAUCACUUAAUAUCAAAAUAAUUUUUUUUUUAAGACAGAGUCUCACUCUGUCAGUUAAACUGGAGUGCAAUGGCACAAUCAUGGUUCAUUACAGUCUUGACCUCUGGGCUCAAGCAAUCCUCCUGUCUCUGCCUCCUGAGUAGCUGCAAUUACAGGUGUGUGGCACCAUGCCCAGCUUAUUUUUGCACUUUUUGUAGAGACAAGGUUUCACUGUAUUGCCUUUUGUAGAGACAGGGUUUCACUUUGUUGCCUAAACUGGUCUCAAACUCCUGGGCUCAAGCAAUCCUCCCACCUCAGCCUCCCAAAGUGCUGGGAUUACAGGCAUGAGCUACCACACCUGGCCUUUUCUGGGGGGACUGGUUGGGGAUGGAGAAUAGGAUCUCACUUUGUUACCCAAGCCGGAGUGCAGUGGCACAAUCAUGGGUCAGUGCAGCUUCAUCUUCCUGGGCUUAUGUAAUCCUCUUGCCUCAGCCUCCCAAGUAGCUGGGACCACAGGUGUGUGUCACCAUGACCAGCUAAUUUUUUUUUACUUUUUAAUUUUUUUAGAGAUGGAGUCUCACUGUGUUACCCAGGCUUAUCUCAAACUCCUGGGCUCAAGUGAUCUUCCUGCCUUGACCUCCCAGAGUAUUGGCAUUACAGGAGCAAGCCAUUGUGCCUGGCCUGCUUUCUUUCACUAAUAGGCUUAAUCAACUUUAAUAAAAUUUAGAUUAAGAUCUUUAAAAUUUUUUAAAAACUGAUUUUAUCUGUCACUCAUAUUCUUUGUCCAUUCCAUUUACUAUGCAUUCUUAUUUAACAGGUGAUAAUUUUAUAUUCCAUAAGUGCUUAAACACCAUUCAUUACUAAACUACAUUUUUGUUUAAUUUCACAUAAUUUUUAUAUAAGCAGUACUCUUUCUCAGUUUCUCUUGAACAUUCAACUCAUUAGUGAGUGGUUUUCCCCAGUCAUUUCCAUUUUUCUUUAUUUGGCUCUGAUAGUUUUCUGUUUUUGUUUUUCAGAGAUAAUCCUUUACUAUACUAAAUUCUACGUGAUUAUAUUUUCCACCUCUAUUUGCCUAUAUUUAUCUGCUGUCUUUUCCUUUUCCAUAUAUGGGCUUAUUUUUUUUUUUCCCUCUUCUUCCUUUUCUACCUUUGGUAUUUAAAAAGUUACUUAGGACUGAGUGCACUGGCUUACGUGUGUAAUCCCAGCACUUUGGCAGGCUGAGGCGGGAGGAUUGCUUGAGCCCCGGUGUUCAAGGCUGCAGUGAGCUACGAUGGUGCCCCUGCCACUCCAGCCUGGGCAACAGAAUGAGACCCUGUCUGGGUUUGGGGGAGAAGUUAUUUACAAUGUUUUGAAAAUAUCCUUUGGCCCAGGCAUGGUGGCUCACACCUGUAAUCCCAGCACUUUGGGAGGCCGAGGCAGGUGGAUCACUUGAGGUCAGAAGUUUGAGACCAGCCUGGCCAACAUGGCAAAACCCCAUCUCUACUAAAAAUACAAAAAUUAGCCAGGCAUAGUGAUACAUGCCUGUAAUCCCAGCUACUGGUGAACACUCCAGCCUGGUGACAAAACAAGACUUUGUCUCAAAAAAAAAAAAAAAAAAAAAAAAAAAAAAAAAAAAAAAAGAAAGGAAAAGAAAAUGACCCUCAGAUAUAAUUCUAAUAUCACCAGUUGGCCUUUCUUGACAUCUCUUUUAGUCUUCUCUCUUUUUCAGAAAUGUGAGUUCUUUGCGAAAUGUUUUGAACUGAAUUUUAGGUCAUUAAAUUGUGAGUUUUGGAAUAUAGUGGAAGGGACAUGUGAGUGUUUUAGAUUAGUAGAAUGACAAUCAUUUCAAUUUCUUUAAGUAUUUUCAUCUUCUGUUUUUAGGAAUAGUGGACUCAUCUUUGGUUAAAUGAAGGUUUUGCAUCCUGGAUUGAAUAUCUGUGUGUAGACCACUGCUUCCCAGAGUAUGAUAUUUGGACUCAGUUUGUUUCUGCUGAUUACACCCGUGCCCAGGAGCUUGACGCCUUAGAUAACAGCCAUCCUAUUGAAGUCAGUGUGGGCCAUCCAUCUGAGGUUGAUGAGAUAUGUGAUGCUAUAUCAUAUAGCAAAGGUGCAUCUGUCAUCCGAAUGCUGCAUGACUACAUUGGGGAUAAGGACUUUAAGAAAGGAAUGAACAUGUAUUUAACCAAGUUCCAACAAAAGAAUGCUGCCGCAGGUAAUCUUUAAUAGCUUGAGAUAGAAAUGGAGAGAAAGUAUUGUCACUCUAUCCAGGCUGGGACAUUUUAUUUUUGUUCUGAAUACUUAACUCAAGGUCAGGAUCCAUGUAAUAAAUAAAUUAGCCUUAUUUGAAGCUGUGUUCAGGUUGAAUAUCUCUAAUCUGAAAUUUGAAAUGCUCCAGAAUCUGAAACUUUUUCUUUUCUUUCUUUCUUUUUUUUUAAUUAAAGUUCUAGGGUGCAUGUGCACAAUGUGCAGGUUUGUUACAUCAGUAUACAUGUGCCAUGUUGGUUUGCUGCACCCAUUAACUCGUCAUUUACAUUAGGUAUUUCUCCUAAUGCUAUCCCUCCCCCAGCCCCCUACCCCAUGACAGGCCCUGGUGUCUGAUGUUCCCCGCCCUGUGUUCAAGUGUUCUCAUUGUUCAAUUCCCACCCAAAAUCUGAAACUUUUUGAGUGCCAACGUGAUGCUCAAAGGAAAUGCUCAUUGGAACAUUUUAGAUUUUGGAUAUUGCAAUUAUAGAUGCUCAGCUAGUAAGUAUAAUGCAAAUAUUCCAAAAUCCAAAAGAAAUAUGAAAUUCAAAACAUUUCUGGUCCCAAGCAUUUUGGAUAAGGGACACUCAACCUGCAGUAAGUCAUAGGGUCAACAUGAAUCAGGACUCAUUAUCCCUUUGGUCAUCCUCCAGCAUUCUGCUUUCCAUAACUGAAUAUUUUGCCAACUUAAAGAGUCUGGGCCGGGUGUGGUGGCUCACGCCUGUAAUCCUAGCACUUUGGGAGGCCAGGAUGUGAGGACUGAUUGAGCCCAGGAGUUCAAGACCAGCUUGCAACAUAGCGAGACCCCACCUCUACAAAAAAUACAAAAAUAUUAGCCGGGUGUGGUGGUAUGUGCCUGUAGUCCCAGCUACUCAGGAGGCUGAAGUGGGAAGGGUCACUUGAGCCCAGGAGUUUGAGGUUACAGUGAGCAAUCGUGGCACCACUGCACUCCAGCCUGGGCAACAGAACAAGAUCCUGUCUCUGAAAAAAUAAAAAAUCAAGGGAAUAGUCAUGUGUUGCUUAACAACAGGGAUAUGUUCUGAGAAAUAUGUUGUCAGGCAAUUUCAUCAAUAUGUGAACAUCAUAGAAUGUACUUACAGAAACCUACACAGUAUGUCCUAGGCUAUAUACACCUAGCCUACAUGGUAUAUACCCUGUUGCUCCUAGGCUACAAAAUACCUGUACAGCAUGUUACUGUACUGAAUACCAUAGGCAAUUAUAACACAAUAGUAUUUGUAUACCUGAACAUUUCUCAAUAUAGAAAAGUUACAGUAAAAAUAUGAUAUUAAAGAUGCUCCAUCAGCUGGCUGAUAUGCCUAUAAUCCGAGCACUUUGGGAGGCUGGGGCAGGUGGACUGCUUGAGUCCAGGAGUUUGAUACCAGCCUGGGCACCAUGCCAAUACCUCGUCUCUAUAAAAAGUACAAAAAUUAGCUGGGUGUGGUGGCAUGUGCCUGUAGUCCCAGCUACUUGGGAGGCUGAGGUAGGAGGAUCAUAGUUUCAAAGUGUGGCACUUACUGGUUCUCCACUCACUCCCUCCUGCCGUCUUGUGAAGAAGGUGCCUGCUUCCCCUUCCCCUUCUGCCAUGAUUGUAAGUUUCCGGAACUGCAAGUCAAUUAAGCCUGUUUCCUUUAUAAAUUACCCAAUCUCAGGUAUUUCUUUACAUCAGUGUGAAAACAAAUGAAUACAGUCCCCUUCCCUGAGGUGCCUUCUCCUUAGGCAACCAGCUGCCCCCAUGCUCCUCUUCUGCCCCCCUGGUAUUUCCUUUCCCCUCAUGAGGCCCAAGUGAUCCACAUGGCCAGCCACAGCCCCAUCCUACUGCAGGCCUGUGUGGCUGCUAGAGAGGCCAGGCUCCUUUCCGCACCCCGAGGCUGCCCGAUAUGCUUUCUGCAUCCUGUAGAAAACUGACCCACUAUUCUCAUACUGGUGCAACUUCUUCCAUUACCUCAAAACUGGACAACGUGAACUUGUUUCUUGUCUCUUCUUGCUAGGGCUGUCACUGGGACAGUCCGAGAUGGGGGGGUGGGGGGAGACAAUGGAUGAAUGGAUGGAUGAAUGGACAGUAGUCCAGGGAGAUGUCCCUGUGUGUCCUGAACUGGGACCUUCCUCCAAUGAGAAGCCUUCCUGAGUGAGUUUAUACAGUCAUCCCUUGGUAUCCAUGGAUUAGUUCUAGGGUCCCCGGGGAUGCCAAAAUCCAUGGAUCCUCAAGUCUCUGACAUAACAUGGCCUAGUAUUUACAUAUCAGCUAUGCACAUCCUCCCGUAGACAUUAGACCAUCUCUGGAUUAUUCAUGAUGUGUAAUACAAUGCAGAUGCUACAUAAAUGGUCGUGAUACUGGAUUCUUUAGGGAAUAAUGACAAGAACAAACUCUGCACAUGUUCAAUAGAAACAUAACCGUCCAAUUUAUUUUCUGAAUAUUUUCCAUCUGCUGUUGCUGAAUCUACAGAUGCAGAGCUCCUGGAUACGAGAGCCAAGUGUGCUUUGAGAGUAGGGUGGGUGAGGUUGCUAAUGAGUACAGGGGAGCAGGUGUUGAUCAGGAGGACCCUGCACUGGGGCAUCUGGACGUCCUGCCUCAGGACUUGAGACUCCAGUUGGAUGGCACAGGCAGACUCAGCCCAGGUCAAAGCCGUCCCCUUGAAGUUUCUUUUUAUCCCAAGCUCUUUCUGGCCCCUGGAAUUUGGCAUCCCCUAGGCCCUGUGUGGAAGGACAGAUGAACCAGGUUUUAGAUAACAUGUCUAGAAGAGUGAGCCCCUACUGUGUGCCCGGCACUUUCCCCACAGGAUCCUCUAGCUAGAAUAUCCAAGGGUCAUGGAGAGAAAUACCCAGUUAAAAUAUCAGAAAUGAAAAAGCGAUACCAUUAGAGACACUAAAAAGACCAUUAGGUAAUAGUACUAGCUUUUGUAUUCUGAGAUCCAACAGCAGCAGUCACUUCCCUCCACCGCUAUGUGUAUCCCAGGACCACCCUGGGCAGGGAGGGCUGAGGUUAGGGAGCAGCCAUGGAUGCUCUGAUGCUGGCCCUGGGCCUCGGGGGUGACAGUGAUGAGGAACUGGGUGCACACAUGAGUGGGGCAGCCGGGCCUGGCCAGAGAAGCAGCACACACGUGCACAGAUGUGUUUACCCACAUACACAUGUGCACGCACGUGCACAAACACAUUGCAGGCAGGCAUGUUGACGCCUCAGGCAGCGGAGGACCCUGACUCUGGGUGCUGCUGACCCGGGCAAGGCCCCACUGUGAUUCGUGCCAUGACCUCAGAAUGUCACUGGUGCUUAGCACCUAUCUGCUCUCUGGUCUGCCUCAGUGGUCUACAGCAGUUACACACAGGCAGUGGUAUCUGUGAGCAGCUCUGUGGACUCAAAGGUUUUCUCCCUGAGAGGCAUGACCCAGGCCAGCUGAUUCAUCAGAAUCAGGAUGGACGUGGUAGAGGUCGCGGGCAGUUGGUGGGCACAAGAGCGAGAGGACAUCAUUAUGAAAUACGAAAAGGGACACCGAGCUGGGCUGCCAGAGGACAAGGGGCCUAAGCCUUUUCGAAGCUACAACAACAACGUCGAUCAUUUGGGGAUUGUACAGUCCUGCCCCUCCUGGGAGUCAGCCCCACAGGAAGGCCCUUGUCCUCCCUUCCCUGUGCCUUCUCCUGGGCUGAGCCCUGAGCUGGAAAGGGACAGAGCCAGUCCUUUCUGGGGGUCGGCACCCAGGCUGGGGCCGCUCCAGGCCCCGUGCAGUUCCUCAGCUCUGCCUGGGUUGCCUUACAGUGAGACGGAGCUGCCUCCUCUGACUGCGCGGGAGGCGAAGCAAAUUCGGCGGGAGAUCAGCCGAAAGAGCAAGUGGGUGGAUAUGCUGGGAGACUGGGAGAAAUACAAAAGCAGCAGAAAGCUCAUAGAUCGAGCGUACAAGGGAAUGCCCAUGAACAUCCGGGGCCCGAUGUGGUCAGUCCUCCUGAACAUUGAGGAAAUGAAGUUGAAAAACCCCGGAAGAUACCAGAUCAUGAAGGAGAAGGGCAAGAGGUCAUCUGAGCACAUCCAGCGCAUCGACCGGGACAUAAGCGGGACAUUAAGGAAGCAUAUGUUCUUCAGGGAUCGAUACGGAACCAAGCAGCGGGAACUACUCCACAUCCUCCUGGCAUAUGAGGAGUAUAACCCGGAGGUGGGCUACUGCAGGGACCUGAGCCACAUCGCCGCCUUGUUCCUCCUCUAUCUUCCUGAGGAGGAUGCAUUCUGGGCACUGGUGCAGCUGCUGGCCAGUGAGAGGCACUCCCUGCAGGGAUUUCACAGCCCAAAUGGCGGGACCGUCCAGGGGCUCCAAGACCAACAGGAGCAUGUGGUAGCCACGUCACAACCCAAGACCAUGGGGCAUCAGGACAAGAAAGAUCUAUGUGGGCAGUGUUCCCCGUUAGGCUGCCUCAUCCGGAUAUUGAUUGACGGGAUCUCUCUCGGGCUCACCCUGCGCCUGUGGGACGUGUAUCUGGUAGAAGGCGAACAGGCGUUGAUGCCGAUAACAAGAAUCGCCUUUAAGGUUCAGCAGAAGCGCCUCACGAAGACGUCCAGGUGUGGCCCGUGGGCACGUUUUUGCAACCGGUUCGUUGAUACCUGGGCCAGGGAUGAGGACACUGUGCUCAAGCAUCUUAGGGCCUCUAUGAAGAAACUAACAAGAAAGCAGGGGGACCUGCCACCCCCAGCCAAACCCGAGCAAGGGUCGUCGGCAUCCAGGCCUGUGCCGGCUUCACGUGGCGGGAAGACCCUCUGCAAGGGGGACAGGCAGGCCCCUCCAGGCCCACCAGCCCGGUUCCCGCGGCCCAUUUGGUCAGCUUCCCCGCCACGGGCACCUCGUUCUUCCACACCCUGUCCUGGUGGGGCUGUCCGGGAAGACACCUACCCUGUGGGCACUCAGGGUGUGCCCAGCCCGGCCCUGGCUCAGGGAGGACCUCAGGGUUCCUGGAGAUUCCUGCAGUGGAACUCCAUGCCCCGCCUCCCAACGGACCUGGACGUAGAGGGCCCUUGGUUCCGCCAUUAUGAUUUCAGACAGAGCUGCUGGGUCCGUGCCAUAUCCCAGGAGGACCAGCUGGCCCCCUGCUGGCAGGCUGAACACCCUGCGGAGCGGGUGAGAUCGGCUUUCGCUGCACCCAGCACUGAUUCCGACCAGGGCACCCCCUUCAGAGCUAGGGACGAACAGCAGUGUGCUCCCACCUCAGGGCCUUGCCUCUGCGGCCUCCACUUGGAAAGUUCUCAGUUCCCUCCAGGCUUCUAGAAGCAUCUGGGCCAGGGCUCAUGGCUGGAUAAUUUCCCUAGGCUUAACAACCCAAGCAAGCUUCGCAUCCUCGUUUUAUUUUUGGUUAAACUUAUGAAAAUGUAUUAAGAAAGAGUGCAGCUCGAGAGAGAUUCAGAGAUGGAACACACCAGACCCCAGAUCACAAAGCCAACCAUGCCCAGCCCCUCCCAGCACCCCCAGCCCCACGACCAUCGUUCUGAAUUCUGACGACACCGUGAGCCUGCCUUUGUACUUCAAACUCAUGGAAGGAUAACCACCUUCAUGUUUUGAAAUAAAUGUUUCCUGUUGAAAUGA
Molecule: messenger RNA, 9235 nt
Organism: Homo sapiens (human)
Lineage: Eukaryota; Metazoa; Chordata; Mammalia; Primates; Hominidae
Gene: TBC1D3G
Product: TBC1 domain family member 3G
Exons: 16
Coding region: 7088-8920 (610 amino acids)
Cellular component (GO): membrane; endosome; plasma membrane
Source: RefSeq, a predicted model, not a curated record